UCGUUUGUCGCAAAGCUCUACUCGAUGCUGGAAGAUGAGACCAUCUCGAACAUGAUCUCGUGGGGCCCAACAGGCGACGUCUUCUCGGUCUCGAAUCCUGCUGAAUUCUCGCGUCUGGUCUUGCCUACAUGGUUCAAGCACGCCAAUUGGCAAAGCUUCGUCAGGCAGCUGAACAUGUAUGGCUUCCACAAAGUCAACCAUACCUUUUCUGGUCUUCCAAACGAGGAAGUACAGAUUUGGGAGUUCAAGCACACAUACUUUCGCAAAGGCGAAGUAGGCCUUUUGAGCGAAAUCAAGAGGAAA
This is a messenger RNA of Microstroma glucosiphilum, 303 nucleotides long. Its product is annotated as winged helix DNA-binding domain-containing protein. The annotation marks the transcript as partial. The record is from RefSeq and is a predicted model, not a curated record. Gene Ontology annotation, biological process: regulation of DNA-templated transcription. Gene Ontology annotation, molecular function: sequence-specific DNA binding; DNA-binding transcription factor activity. The transcript has a single exon. Lineage: Eukaryota; Fungi; Basidiomycota; Exobasidiomycetes; Microstromatales; Microstromataceae.